Sardina pilchardus (European sardine) is the source of this 2889-nucleotide messenger RNA. It is a transcript of the gene mmp25b, whose product is annotated as matrix metallopeptidase 25b. NCBI's taxonomy places the organism in Eukaryota, Metazoa, Chordata, Actinopteri, Clupeiformes, Clupeidae. Gene Ontology annotation, biological process: proteolysis; collagen catabolic process; extracellular matrix organization. Gene Ontology annotation, cellular component: extracellular matrix. The record is from RefSeq and is a predicted model, not a curated record. Gene Ontology annotation, molecular function: metalloendopeptidase activity; zinc ion binding. The transcript has 11 exons. The coding region runs from base 154 to 1905 and encodes 583 amino acids.
UAAGAAGCCGGAAGAGAGCCUCUCACGUAUUGAUCUUUCAAACCCAUCUGCUUUGUCAGAGCGAGGAGCAAGUGGAGAGAGACAAAGCAGUGCACUGUCUCAAAACAGUGGUUACAAGCAGAUUGUUUCCAUAUAGCCACGGUGAGACUUGCCAUGCCUUUGUAUAAGGCUGACUAUCUGGGGAUGACAUCGAGGAUCCUGUUGAGAUGCUUUACCGGUAUGGUGUUCAUGCUGGCCUUAUCAAUAAUUUCUGAGGCAGAGCCGGAUCAGUAUUCUCGGGGUGUGGACUGGCUGGGUCGUUAUGGAUACCUGCCUCCACCGGAUCCCAAGAUGGGAAAACUCCUAACUAAAGAAGGCUUAGAGAAAGCCAUUCGAGAGAUGCAGAGAUUUGGAGGCAUUGAACAAACUGGAAAAAUUGACAGUGAGACCUUGAAGCUCAUGUCAAAGCCGAGGUGCUCUUUACCUGACAUCAUGGGUUCUGAGGACAGGAUGAAAAGGAGGAGGAGAAAAAGAUAUGCUUUGUCUAACUUAUACUGGAAGAAGGAAGAAAUAACAUGGAGCCUCCACAACAGUCCCACGCGGAAAGAAAACAUAGAAUCACAAGAUAGAGUUCGAGAGAUCAUGAGGUACGCCUUUAAACCCUGGAGUGACGUCACCCCCUUGAAGUUCUCCGAGAAGAACCCAGGUGACGCUGACAUAGAGGUGUCUUUCAGACAUGCGCACCAUGACGACGGCUACCCGUUUGACGGGCCUGGGAACACACUCGCUCACGCUUUCUUCCCUGGGGAGAGCGCUCUCUCUGGAGACACUCACUUUGAUGACGAGGAAGCGUGGGGUUAUGAAGACUCCAGUGGCAGGACCACGGAUCUCUUCACGGUUGCAGUGCAUGAGUUCGGUCAUGCCCUGGGCUUGGCACACUCUGCCGUCGAGGGCUCCAUCAUGGCACCCUACUACGGUGGCCCCGCCGCCCGAGACAUCCGCUCCUACCGCUUGCCUUCCGACGACCGGCAAGCCAUCCAGCAAAUGUAUGGAGCCACAGAGAAAAACCCAACACUUCCUGGUGUCGCAUCUCCUCCUAAUACACCUCCACCACGUGUGACGCCAAAACCAGACCCAUCUGUCCCAAAUCGCUGUGUGGGAGGCUUUGAUGCAGUGGCCGACUUCAGAGGAGAGGUUUUCUUCUUCAAAGCUAAAUUCUUUUGGAGGAGAGUGCAGGCAGGGUCCUUGCUCUCUAAUGCUCCAGCACUCAUCAAGAACUUCUGGUUUGGCCUCCAUGAUCAAAAUAAUAAACACGUUGAAAAGAUUGACGCAGCAUACGAGCGCAGCGACAGUAGCAUUGUCUUCUUCAGUGGCCAGUCCUACUGGGUCUUCAAGGACACCAAGGCGCUGCCUGGCUACCCACGGCCCAUAACCGAGUGGGGGAUGACACACAGCAAUGGGCUGCCCGUGACCAGGGUGGACGCAGCGUUCGUCUGGGCUCACAAUGGGCGGACUUUCCUCUUCAGUGGCAAAGAGUUCUGGGGCUUCUCCAAUGGCAAAGAUUUGGGGACCCCGAAGCCAGACGAGGGCUACCCCAAACCCACAUCACUGUGGACAGGGGUGCCCAGUGAUCCAGAUGACAUCAUCACCAAUAAAGAGGGAGACACGUGUUUCUUCAAGGACAACUCCUUCUGGAUACUGGAAAAGGGAAAGCUGGGUGCGGAAGUGGUCCCUUUUAAAUCCACAGCUAUUGAGUGGAUGAAGUGUCCCCUGAAGGAUAUACCAAAACCCCGCUCGGGGGGAGAUGACUGCAGUUGCGGUAUAAGUGGGGCCUCUGUUUCAAUUUCAAUUUCGUCCGUGAGAAGUAGCCAAUGGGCCUUACUCAUCCUCACCAUGGCCUUUUUACAGACAUCACUGAUAAUAUGAAAGAAUUGUGCAUCUGUGCCUUUAUGUCACUUUGUUGUAUUAUUUGCUUCAAAGAAAGUAUUACAAAAGAAUGCAUUAUGAUGAAUGAAUUUCACAAUUAAUAUCCAUUUAAUGAGACUUCAUACACAGGUUUACUUUACAUCGUGGGAAAAUAUGUUGAGGCAGCAACUGAAUACAACGAAGUUGCAACAUUUCCCCUUCACGCAGAACAGAAACUGCCAAAGAUUUGUGCCUUUUUUUAAUGUCGUAAUUUUGAUGACGUAAGACUAUUAAGACUAUUCACAGAAACGUUUUAGAGAAGUACAUUUUGACCUCAUCUCAACUCUAUUAAAUGUUUGUUGACAAUACUAAUACUGCAGACACUUCUCUGAUUUUUAAACAUGUCAUUAUGGAAAGAAAUACUCUCUGAAUUAAGCAUAAACAACUAUUCCACAACAGUUAUUAGCACCUGAUGGAUAGGCAAGACUGUUACUAAUGUUGAGGAGGGCUGGAUAGCAGGAAGGAACACUCUUAAAAUGAAUGUGUUGGAAACAACACAAACUGUGUUAUCCCUAUCUGGACAGAGAGAUGUGUUAAAAAAAAAACAACGCACGCUGUGCUAUUUUCAACACAAAUAGCACAACAAAUAACAAAAGCAACGUGUUGCAAACAACACAAUUGCUGUGUUGUCCCUAUUAUUAUUAUUAUUAUUAUAUGUGUGGCACACAGAUUGGGACUACUUCAAGAAUCUCCACAGUGUGCUCCUGUUUACUGGGUGCUCGACUAGUAUAAUCAUUUUACAGUAUGUUGGGGUUUUUUGUGUAUUUUAAUUAUUACUUUAUUUACUUUUUUUUUACUUUUUAAAUGUUUAAAACAAUUGUUUUACUAUUGCCCUUCUGUGUUUUUAUUAGCUGCUCCUAUUUAACAUUAUUAUAGAAUAUUCUUACCCCUUUUAUUUAAUAAAUUGGUCAUUGCCUGAGUGAAUAAAGAAGUUGCUUGUCAGCA